AUGGCAGGGGACACAGCUGCUCCAUCUGUUGCUUCUAGAGGCGCGGUGGCCAAGGCUGACCCUGGUUCCGUCUCUCCACCCUGCCGCCCCAGGAGCCAGAUGGCUGCGCAGACCUCACCCCGCAGUGAUGUCCCAGUGUGUGGGGUGAAGGAGGAGGAGAAGAGGGGGCUCAGUGAGACGCGAGACUGGAGGGGCAAUGUGGGCAGAGCCCCCGGCCCUGUUGGGCAUCAUCCCACCACUUGGAGGACAGGUAAGGAUGGGCGUCACACCUGGGGGGGGUCCCAGGAGGUUCUCCCCGAGGAAGCAGCUUGGGCCAGAACAGCAGGUGCCGACCUUCUCUGCAGAAGCUGCCUUGGAUGUGGCUGGGAGUGUAACCACCCGCUCGGCCCUGGGGCUCGGCAGGGCGAGGGGAGGGCCCAGUGGACACAGCUCGGAUUCAGGCAGGAAACCGGCUCUGAAUGCAGGAGGGUCUGA
Rangifer tarandus platyrhynchus (Svalbard reindeer) is the source of this 474-nucleotide messenger RNA. Lineage: Eukaryota; Metazoa; Chordata; Mammalia; Artiodactyla; Cervidae. The record is from the annotation of a GenBank genome assembly.